AUGGUUCGGUCUUCUCCGUUCAAGAGCAAUGGCUUUGAAAGGUAUGAAUUUUUUCGUGAUGCUUUAGGCUACCGGGGUCGGCUGCAGCGGCGGCGGAAGGCCAGCCGGCUCGGCGGCGAGCGAUCCAGCCAGGGCGUCUCCGCGAAACCCUCGGAUUCUUCUGGUGCUCCCCCUCCGAUUGAGCUUAGAUUGAAAGAGGCCGGGAUUUCAGAAACCCUUCACUGCGAAGGCGCUCGAGUUUUGAUUGACUGCUCUGGUAUCGAUGAAGUCCCUAUCAAACGUCAGGCAGCUGCUUUCGUAACCAAGCGCCCCUCCUCGCCAGUUGAGCGCGGUAAAUCUCGCGGUGGCGACUCAAUUAAUUCGGCCGCGGCGGCGCCCGCGGGGGCUAUUCGCGUCGACGCGCCGAGAGUUACGGUGGCCGCGGCAACCGCCCCGCCGCCGCCUCCUCCGCCGUCGCCACCUCCGCCGCCGCCGCCUCCGCCGCCGCCGCCGCCGCUGCAGCCUCCGCCGCUACCUACGCCGCCACGUCCGUCGCGGGAGCUGAUCAAGGCGGCCAUCUUGGACAACGACUUCAUGAAGAACCUGGAGAUCACGCAGAUCCGCGAAAUCGUGGACUGCAUGUACCCGGUGGAGUACGCGGCGGGCGCGCUCAUCAUCAAGGAGGGCGACGUCGGUUCCAUCGUGUACGUCAUGGAAGUUUUUAUUUGUUCUCUUUACAAGGAGAAGCGUAUUUCGGAGGAUGAAUCGUAA
Messenger RNA from Gryllus bimaculatus (two-spotted cricket), 750 nucleotides. NCBI's taxonomy places the organism in Eukaryota, Metazoa, Arthropoda, Insecta, Orthoptera, Gryllidae. The record is from the annotation of a GenBank genome assembly.